AUGGUUCUAAAGACGCCGGGGUGUCAUAAGGUCAGGCGAGUAACGGCAAUGAAAGGAGGAAACAAAGAGAUUAGACGUCUCUGCCAGUUGGGACAGGACUAUCGAUUGUUGGCUGGCCAAGCGGCGCUGACUAGACGAGACCAGUCAAAGAGGAGGAUGAGCAAAUUGACUAGUUUGGACGCGCCAGCAAGAGAGGAGAAGACUCACCCAUUUGCCCUGGACACUAUUGUCACCGGCAGGCGAAGCCGUGUAUUCCACUGUUUUCAUCAUCUCCAACCUAUUAAGAGCGGCGACACCAGCAAUAGCGGAACUGCCGUCCAAACGGGAGUGAAAUCGGAUGAACUGGGACACAUUAAGCUUAGCAAACCUCUGAGCAGAGUGGCCGAACCAUCGCUUGAAGACAGAUCUUUGACGUCAAAACGAACCCAACACGACUCAGGUCUUAUAAGGUCUGUCGGUGCCCGCGAAACGUCCGCCUCGUUCAUUAUCUAUUGCAGAACAAACCAUGUGGACAUGCUGCGCCACCAUCUACUCGAAGACAGUACAGAAGUCAAUACAGGGAGAAUGUGUCAUAAUUGCUUUUUCGCACUUCGCUUUGCCGGCAAGCACUGGCUUCUGAUCGACGAUCUUCUGGAAUUGGGUUUUCUUCUCAUCUUAGCCGAACGAGUCGGGAACUGGUUGAACCAGAAAAUGGUGCGAAUCAAUACAACCUUUCAACAGAAAGGCGCGAUGCGACAUUUCUUUCUCACUUUUCCCGGUAAAAACCCAAAUGACAAAGCCAACUUAACAAUGGCCCGGACAGCUGGUGAGUACAUUGGAUUGGACAUUUCGCCUACGCUUGGCCAGUGUCUUUCUUUCUCCCCUCCAGGAGUCAUUGCAGGCCCUGUUGAGUGUAGAGGUGUUGAGCUCUGGUGGUUCACAAGAGAAAGGUCAAGGAACUGUAUGAGGGCCACUGUAAGUGGAACGGAGAAGGUGGAAUAG
Protopolystoma xenopodis is the source of this 981-nucleotide messenger RNA. The record is from the annotation of a GenBank genome assembly. NCBI's taxonomy places the organism in Eukaryota, Metazoa, Platyhelminthes, Monogenea, Polystomatidea, Polystomatidae.